Messenger RNA from Leucoraja erinaceus (little skate), 1158 nucleotides. RefSeq names its product Ts translation elongation factor, mitochondrial (gene tsfm). Gene Ontology annotation, cellular component: mitochondrial matrix. The transcript is spliced from 6 exons. The coding region runs from base 116 to 1105 and encodes 329 amino acids. Gene Ontology annotation, molecular function: translation elongation factor activity; protein binding. Gene Ontology annotation, biological process: mitochondrial translational elongation. The record is from RefSeq and is a predicted model, not a curated record. Lineage: Eukaryota; Metazoa; Chordata; Chondrichthyes; Rajiformes; Rajidae.
AAAUGCGACCUCGCUUGAGUUCUUUGGGCUAGAUGUUGUCGAGGUUUGUCCUUGCCGGCUCUCCUUCGUGGUUCUCUUCCGCCGGCGGGGAAGCCGCUGCAUUUGUCCCGGCAUCAUGCUCGUCCCGUGUGCUCUGCGGACCGCUCGAACCCGCAUCUCCAGGAUCUUCUCUACCCAACCCGUCCAGUUUCUCCACUGUUCUGGGACUAGAUCGAUAGCAACACAUAAAGAGCUUCUCAUAAAACUCCGGAAAAAGACGGGAUACUCAUUUACAAAUUGUAAGAAGGCCUUGGAAAAUUUCAACAGUGACCUUCAGCAGGCUGAAGCCUGGCUGCACGAGCAAGCCCACAAGGAAGGAUGGAGCAAAGCUUCUAAACUACAAGGUCGGAAGACAACGGAGGGUCUGAUUGGACUGCUCCAGGAUGGGAACUCCGCUGUCCUGGUGGAGGUGAAUUGUGAAACUGACUUUGUUGCCAGGAAUGUAAAGUUCCAGCAGUUAGUGCAGCAGGCAGCCACUGCCACGCUGGAACACUGUCGCUCCAAGCAGGUGACCACCACUGAUUAUACCAAGAGUUCCCUUAUGGCUGAAGAAAUAAACCAACUGAAGACUCCUGUGGACAGGCGUGCUCUUGCUGACCAGCUCGCCCUGGCUAUCGGUAACCUUGGUGAGAACAUGGCAAUCAGAAGAGCAGCCUGGGUGGCUGUACCAUCUGACUGGUACAUUGGCACAUAUGUGCACGGACAGCUGCCAGCAGAUAGCCCAUCCCUCUCAAAGAUGGUGUUUGGAAAAUAUGGCGCAUUAGUGAUCUACAGGGCUGUGGAACAGAAUUCCAAAGUUAACGUUUCCGAGGUAGGCCGCAGGUUGGGACAGCAUAUUGUCGGAAUGAUGCCUCUGUCUGUGGGCUCCAUCGAUGACCCGCCCGGCGAUGAUUCAGAGACCAAAAUGUUGGCUCAGCCUUUCCUGCUGGACCCUGGCACCACAGUGGGGCAGUUCCUGCACACAAGUGGAGUGUCGGUAUUGGACUUUGUACGGUACGAAUGUGGCGAAGUAACCGAGGUGGCAGAGAGUGUAAAUUUGGGACAUUGCAGACCUGGAAAUCAAUAACUUCCUCAUUGUCUAUUUCUCUAUGUUCAAAUAAAAUAACAAGCUCUAGCCCA